Messenger RNA from Macaca mulatta (Rhesus monkey), 10443 nucleotides. RefSeq names its product zinc finger protein 516 (gene ZNF516). Lineage: Eukaryota; Metazoa; Chordata; Mammalia; Primates; Cercopithecidae. Gene Ontology annotation, biological process: regulation of DNA-templated transcription. Gene Ontology annotation, cellular component: nucleus. The record is from RefSeq and is a predicted model, not a curated record. Gene Ontology annotation, molecular function: RNA polymerase II cis-regulatory region sequence-specific DNA binding; DNA-binding transcription factor activity, RNA polymerase II-specific.
GCUAAUUUUUGUUUUUUGUUGGAGCAAGUGGGUUUUGGCUCCUCCGGGCGGGCAUCUCUCUCGUGCCCGCUCUGUUGCUUGGCUGUGCUGGGUGCGUCCCUGGAGGAAGGAGCAGAACCUCUGUGUUGCUGCUUUUCAUUUGCUGCUGAGGCUGCGCCUGUUUCCUUAGGUGCCUCCAAAGCUUGUCAGCAGGGGGCUUUCUAGAAAGACAUUGUGAAGCCUGUAAUUCUUGGUAAGGUUUCUACCUGGCGCUGUAUCUGCCUGCGAGAGGGUACAGCAUCGGGUCUUUUCGGGAGGCUGCUGUCUUGCUGUUGUCUGGGCCCUCGGGAGUUGAAGUAUUAAUACAAAAUGCUCAGAAUCCCAGACCCCCGUGGGGGAGGUUUGGGGACACGGGACACGCUUGACACCCGACACUGAUUUUUUAGCUCACACCCCUUCACCCCCUCAGGUCUAUGAUAAGUGUUCUUUUCUGCGUCCCAUCUGCUUCUGUGAAAACCUUCCAGGCUGCAAAACUCAGAGCAAACAGGGACCUGCCACCCCAGGUCUUUUCCAGGGAGACCCUGUCAUCUUUGCACAGAAGCUGUGUGUGGAUGUGUUGUGUGUUUCUCAGCCAGAAAUUCGGAGCUGCUUUGGGUUUUAUAGAUGUUUAAGUCGGAGUUCUUAGUGUGUGUGAGAUUGUAGGUUUAUAAAAACACGCUUCCUUUCUGUGUGAAGUCACUUGGGUUUUCAGAACAUCGCCCGUCUGGGUGCCUCACUGUGCAGGUCUGGAGCCGGCCCCGGAAGGGAGACCCUCUCUGGGCCCUUGGAAGCAGGAAAUGGAUUUAUUCUGUACAGAGAUGAGCGGAUGAGCAGAGCCUGUCCCUGGGGAGCUGUCUGUGCAGCCCCUCCCUCUCGAACACACUCAAGCACUGAUCUGGGAGACUCAGCAUCUCUCAUAUCCUUCCUAACUGGCUCAUCAUUCUGCUUCUUUCCCUUACCCUGUGUCAGGUGGGAUUCCUGUUUUUACUGAAGAGUUGCUUUUCUCCUUGCACCAUUUAGGCCUCUUUGGUUGGAUACAAGCAUUUUGAUUCAUGCAUCCCCCGUCCUUGGUGGGGGCCCGUUCUGUGCUGGACACAGGUACACUCUGGCAGGCUGCCCUUUGCCUGUGUGCCUGGAGGGAGCGGGCCUCUGCCCUCCUCACACUCUGGUGGGUGGGAUGGGCAUGCAGGUGGCAGUGGGCAUGCAGGGUGGUUGAUGUUUUCAGGCUUGGGCACAAUCUCUGGGAGCAGACCCACCCUUACUAGGAGGAUGCUGUGAGAAUUUGACCUGUGGCAUAGUGGGGGGCAGAGACGAGAGGCCGCAUGCUCUCAGGAGGUUGGGGAUGGGGCUCUUCAGCCCAUCUGGGGAUCAGCACUCAGUCCUGUGCCAAAGCCUGAGGUUCCUUUUUGGGGAGAGUGGGCAGGGGACCAGGGGAGAAAGCACAAAGCCCAGAAGGAAAGGCGAUUAUGAGCCAGGCCAGAGAACGGGCUUUGUCUAAGGGGCGGCAGGCACCACGGCCAGCAGGGGCUGAUGUGUAACUAGUCUCGUGGUCAAGCGCACACAGAAGUAGAAUCAGGCAGGACGGCUUCAGUCGCAGGGUCCUGGAGCUGGCACUUCGGGAGCUCAGGGCGUCCUUUCCACACCGUGUUGUUUUUCCUUUAUGAAGUCGUCUGUGCUCUUAGCAAAAGACUCGUUUCUUUAACGUCUACACACAAUUAUAUACAGGCACACACUGCAUAGGGAUGUGCCAGUGUUGGACCACAUAUACUACAGUGGUGCCAUUGCAUUACAGUGCUGUAAUUUGCCAUUGUGUUACACUUACCUACAGCCUUCAGUAGAGUAGCUCGCUGUAUGGGUUUGUAGCCUAGGAACAAUGGGCUUCACCAUAUAGCCUAGGUGUGUUGUGGGCUGUGCCAUCUGGGGGUGUAUAUGUGUCCACGGUAGUAUGUCUGCACAGGGACGAAAUCGCCAAACAAUGCAUUUCUCAGCUCGUAUCCCAUUGGCUAAGUGGCAUGUGACUGUUUGUGAAGUGCCAUCAACUGUUGUCACCACCUGUGCAGCUCACCUUCCAUCAGCCCAGGAACUGGGCUUUUCCCAAACCUUGCUUCCCUCUGUCCCUGAUUCCCACAUGGUCUUGCAGAGUAGCUUGUAUUCCUCACACUCCUACACACUCUGGUACUACAGUCUCUCCUUAAAGAUUCGAUGCCUUGUUGGGAAUAGAUAAUUAUUUUGGUGCACAAUCAUUAACAAUUAUUUAUGUUAAUGAUUUAACACAAUUCAUUAUUGAUAAUUAACAUGCUGAUUUUUAAUAAAGAAAGCGGCUACUCUUGCCUCUGUUUGAAGUGGUGUUGGUGCCCCUUUUCUUAGUGUGCGUUGGAUGGGUAUGUUUUGGGGAGCGUGUGGGGGUUCCCGCAGCCAUGCCGGUGCCCUCUUCGCCAGGAGCUUUGCUGAUGAUGUUCCGUCUCUGUUUUAGGUGCUGGCUGCCAGCUGCUGCGCCCCCGAUGUAGAAGGUGCACCUCCUGGGAGCUGGCCCGUCUUUUGGCUCUUCUGACCAUGGAGAGAUAGGACGGUCCCUGCAGCCCGCGCGAGAGAAAGCUGUGCCACCACCACCGGCCGCGCCCGUCCUUCGGAUGGAUCGCAACAGAGAGGCCGAGAUGGAGCUGAGGCGAGGCCCCAGCCCCACCAGGGCCGGCCGGGGCCACGAGGUGGAUGGGGACAAGGCUACGUGCCACACUUGCUGCAUCUGCGGCAAGAGCUUCCCCUUCCAGAGCUCGCUUUCGCAGCACAUGCGCAAGCACACGGGCGAGAAGCCCUACAAGUGUCCCUACUGCGACCACCGGGCUUCCCAGAAGGGCAACCUGAAGAUUCACAUCCGGAGCCACCGCACGGGGACUCUGAUUCAGGGACACGAGCCAGAGGCGGGUGAGGCGCCGCUGGGCGAGAUGCGCGCCUCCGAGGGCCUGGACGCCUGCGCCAGCCCCACCAAGAGUGCCUCGGCCUGCAACCGGCUGCUGAACGGGGCCUCACAGGCCGACGGCGCCAGGGUUCUGAACGGGGCCUCGCAUGCCGACAGCGGCAGGGUCCUGCUGCGGAGCAGCAAGAAGGGGGCGGAGGGGUCCGCAUGCGCCCCCGGGGAGGCGAAGGCUGCAGCCCAGUGCUCCUUCUGCAAGAGCCAGUUCGAGCGUAAGAAGGACCUGGAGCUGCACGUGCACCAAGCGCACAAGCCGUUCAAGUGCAGGCUGUGCAGCUACGCGACGCUGCGGGAGGAGUCGCUGCUGAGCCACAUCGAGAGGGACCACAUCACCGCGCAGGGGCCCGGCGGCGGCGGGGCCUGCGUGGAGAACGGCAAGCCCGAGCUGAGCCCCGGGGAGUUCCCGUGCGAGGUGUGCGGCCAGGCCUUCAGCCAGACCUGGUUCCUGAAGGCGCACAUGAAGAAGCACCGGGGCUCCUUUGACCACGGCUGCCACAUCUGCGGCCGUAGGUUCAAGGAGCCCUGGUUCCUCAAGAACCACAUGAAGGCGCACGGCCCCAAGACAGGCAGCAGGAACAGGCCCAAGAGUGAGCUGGACCCCAUCGCCACCAUCAACAACGUGGUCCAGGAGGAGGUGAUCGUCGCCGGCCUGAGCCUCUACGAGGUCUGCGCCAAGUGCGGGAACCUGUUUACAAACCUGGACAGCUUGAACGCCCACAACGCCAUCCACCGCCGGGUCGAGGCCAGCCGCACGCGCGCCCCGGCCGAGGAGGGGGCGGAGGGGCCCCCGGACACCAAGCAGUUCUUCCUCCAGUGCCUGAACCUGAGGCCGUCUGCGGCCGGCGACGCGUGCCCAGGCGCACAGGCCGGACGGCGGGUGGCCGAGCUGGACCCGGUCAACAGCUACCAGGCCUGGCAGCUGGCCACGCGGGGCAAGGUGGCCGAGCCAGCCGAGUACCUCAAGUAUGGGGCCUGGGACGAGGCGUUGGCCGGGGACGUGGCCUUCGACAAGGACAGGCGCGAGUACGUCCUGGUGAGCCAGGAGAAGCGCAAGCGCGAGCAGGACGCACCGGCCGCGCAGGGGCCCCCGCGUAAGCGCGCGACUGGGCCUGGGGAUCCAGCGCCCGCUGGCCACCUCGAUCCACGCUCGGCCGCGCGCCCCAACCGCAGGGCCGCAGCCACCACUGGCCAGGGCAAGUCCUCCGAGUGCUUCGAGUGCGGCAAGAUCUUCCGCACCUAUCAUCAGAUGGUGCUGCACUCGCGCGUGCAUCGCCGCGCGCGCCGCGACAGGGACAGUGAUGGGGACCGGGCGGCGCGGGCCCGCUGCGGAUCACUCAGUGAGGGUGACUCGGCUUCCCAGCCCAGCAGCCCCGGCUCCGCCUGUGCCGCUGCCGACUCCCCAGGCUCUGGCCUGGCGGACGAGGCUGCCGAAGACAGCGGUGAGGAGGGCGCCCCCGAACCUGUACCAGGGGGACAGCCGCGCCGCUGCUGCUUUUCCGAAGAGGUGACUUCGACCGAGCUCUCCAAUGGAGACCAGAGUCACAAGCUGGGAGAUAACGGCUCGGAAAGAGACACCGGCGAGUCCAAGGCGGGGAUCGCAGCUUCUGUGUCCAUACUUGAAAACAGUAGCAGAGAGACUUCUAGAAGGCAAGAGCAGCACAGAUUUUCUACGGACUUAAAAAUGCCAGCAUUUCACCCCAAGCAGGAGGUGCCCGUUCCUGGUGAUGGCGUGGAGUUCCCUUCCAGUACGGGAGCGGAGGGCCAGACGGGUCACCCUGCAGAAAAGCUGUCCGAUUUGCACAACAAGGAGCACUCUGGGGGAGGGAAGCGGGCGCUGGCCUCAGACCUCGUGCCGCUGGAUUUAAGUGCGAGGUCGACGCGGGAUGACCCCAGCAAUAAGGAGACAGCCUCCUCCCUGCAGGCGGCUUUAGUCGUUCACCCGUGUCCUUACUGCAGCCACAAGACCUACUACCCCGAGGUCCUGUGGAUGCACAAACGCAUCUGGCACCGCGUCAGCUGCAACUCCGUGGCUCCCCCGUGAAUUCAGCCCAACGGUUACAAAAGCAUCAGAAGCAAUUUGGUUUUCCUUUCCCGGAGCGGACGCACGGGCCCCCCGCCUGCCCUCGGUGGCAAAGAAUGCCAGCCUUUGCUCCUUGCUCGGUUCACCCGCACUCAGGUGCCAGGGGGGGUGCCAGGGCCCAAAAGUGGCUCUUCUCCCCUGGGAGGGGUCACAAAAGCCGCUAGCAUGCCUAAGAAUAAGGAGAGCCAUCCCGGAGGGCCCUGUGCUCUGUGGGCGCCCGGCCCCGACGGGUAUCGACAGACCAAACCCUGUCACGGCCAGGAGCCGCAUGGCGCGGCCGCACAGGGGCCCCCGGCCAAGCCCAGGCAGGAGGCUAGCUCCAAACCGGUGCCUGCCCCGGGUGGCGGGGGCUUCAGCAGGAGCGCCACCCCCACGCCCACCGUCACCGUCAUCACCCGGGCUGGCGCGCAGCCCUCGGCUAACAGCAAGCCCGUGGAGAAGUUUGGGGUCCCCCCAGCGGGGGCUGGCUUUGCCCCCACAAGUAAGCACAGUGCCCCGGACUCCCUGAAAGCCAAAUUCAGCCCUCAGCCUCAGGGUCCACCUCCUGCAAAGGGCGAAGGGGGCGCUCCUCCUCUACCUCCCCGCGAGCCCCCUUCGAAGGCGGCCCAGGAGCUGAGGACUCUGGCCAGCUGUGCUGCGGGGUCCAGGGGCGACGCGGCCUUGCAGGCCCAGCCCGGCGUGGCUGGGGCGCCCCCCAUCCUACACUCCAUCAAACAGGAGCCGGUGGCCGAGGGGCAUGAGAAGCGCCUGGACAUCCUCAACAUCUUUAAGACGUACAUUCCAAAGGACUUUGCCACCCUCUACCAGGGCUGGGGUGUCAGCGGCCCUGGGCUGGAGCACAGAGGGACGCUCCGGACGCAGGCCCGGCCAGGAGAGUUCGUCUGCAUCGAGUGCGGGAAGAGCUUCCACCAGCCCGGCCACCUCAGGGCCCACAUGCGGGCACACUCAGUGGUGUUUGAGUCCGAUGGACCCCGGGGUUCUGAAGUUCACACCACCUCCGCAGAUGCCCCCAAACAAGGGAGAGACCAUUCUAACACAGGUACCGUCCAGACAGUGCCUCUCAGAAAGGGAACCUAAAGGCGUGUUUCCGACGCACCCCAGGUCCCCGUAACGGCCAUUAGCAGUACCCUCACGAUGUCCCCGCAGCCUCCCACCUGUGACCUGGCCACUCCACGGAAGAACAGCCGGAGAACUCCUGAGCAGACACCUCACAUCCCGAGCCGCUGCGCUGGAGUGGAACCUGAAGGCAGAUGCCUCUCCUUGUUAAACGUUCAGAAAUAAAUGAAGAUGCUAUACUCUAGAAAUACAUGUAGAUACUAUAUACACAUUUACGUGCUCAUCGCCCAUAGUCCCAUAUUUUCUUAUAAUAAACAGUAGUACUGGCAGGCACAGUAGGGGCACAAGGCAUCUAUCUUAUUCAAGACAAGUUUGAGACACUGGAAAAAAAGAUACUUGUUACGUGUGUUGGACAGAGUGGCGAGGCUGAGCACUGUCACAGGGGCCUCCCAUGCUAAGAGGGACUGUGGAGAUGAUGUCAGCAAAAACCAUGGUGGAUUUGAGGUUGAUCGAGUAUUAAUACUACUGCCUCUCCUUGUCUUAGUGGGUAUUUAAAAUAGUAAAUGAGAGAGGGGAAGGUUCAGGUGCUGUGGGAAGCAGGCUUGGUGGAGGGGCAUGAUGAUGGGACCCUCAUGCUGGUUCCGUCGCACUCUCCCUGGGGGUCGUGUGCCUGUUCCAUUCCUUCCACCAUUCGAACUGAGCGAAUCUGGCAAAGGCGACACGUCUGUGGGAAUGCGUAGAUUCUGCCUCGGAAGAGAGCUAGUGGAACACUAAGAAAAGCAGGCUUCUUGUUUAUUCUCAGGACCUUUUUGUAACAGGGCUACAUUCUGCAAACUGCUUACAAAGGAAGACUAUACGUCUUAACAAAUUAUUUAGCCACUGAGUCCUCCCGAUUCGGACCUGUUUUAGUAAUGGCAGAAGAAUCCCUGAGCAGGUUCAGGGGCCCUAGAUAACUAGGGUGCUGAGCUCUGGCACCUUCUGUCCCCACUCUUUGCCUCCCCGCCCCUUCCCUGAGCCACCCCAGCAAGUGGGUGUGUGUUCUCCCUGGGCCUGGUGACCUCCACAGGAUGAGUAACUUCGUUCAUAAAGGGUGGGGAUCACCAGCCCCUUGGGUGGGGACGGCUCUAUAUACCUCUUCCUCAGUAAUGCAAAUGCGAGUUUUUGUGGUGGGGGUUAAGGCCCAUAACAAAGGAUCUUAAACCAUGCAGUGUACGCAAUUGAAAUUGUAUUCCACAGAUAUAAAUAUUUUCUUUUCCCAUUGCCGUGACACUAUGUGUGAUGGUAAUAUUUCUGAGAGUUUCAGAUUUUUGCACAUAUGAUUUUAUGCAUUAUCAAAAGUUACUGCUGCCUUGAAUGAAAAUGUUCUGUGAAAUUUUUUGCAAAAGCUUUACUAGGUUUUUUUUUAAUUGUGAAAUUUUGUAAAGGCAGGAAAUGGAUUAAAACGAGCAUGCUAAAUAUAUUUUUCAAAAAAGCAAUAAUUUUACAUGUACAGAAAUUAUCCUAACCUUUAAUACUGGUGAGAGCAACAGUUUACUUAAUACAGUAAUGGAUUAGUGCAGUUUUUGUAGACAGUGGGCUUCUGAUACAAAGUCUUGUUUAAACACACACACACACACACACACACACACACACACACACGCCCCCCCUAAAGUGUGGGUUUCCUGUUCUAAUGAUUUGUUGAAUAUUAUUAUUAUUAUAAUAUUAUUAUUAUUGUUGUUGUUAUUGUUAUUAGUUAAUGUUUGGUUCUGGAUUCUACUUGUUACUGAGUUUAAAUUACUUGACGGUUCAGGUUACUUUGCAACACUUUCAAACAAUGCAAUGUAACUGGCUAGCUUAUAUAUAUAUAUAUAUUUUUUUUUUUUUUUUUUACUUAUUUUUUUCUGAUCCUCUUACACCAGAUAUGUACGAAAAUGAUCUGUUCUGUGGGUGUAAUUAGGAAUGUCCAUGCAGAUACAGUUAAGCAACUGUAAUUGGCUGUUCUGUAAAGUUAUUUUGAGCAGAGUUGCAGACACACAUUCCUCUGUCCACCUAAGAAAUCAGAAGACUCUUGUGUUGAUUUAUGUUUAAUCAUUUCAGUAGUUUCCCCACAGUGAUCAUUCUGCAUUUUCUGGCUUUUGUCUUCUUGGCCGGAAGUGAACGGUGACUGUUAGGAAUGUCAGGGACUAGUGGCCCAGUCCCGUUUCUCUGUGUGUUAGUUAAUUAAAAAAACAUUCUGGACCCAAAGUGACACAAAAGUGUAGUCUACAUUUUUACGGUUUCAGAAGCGGCAUGGAAAAGUGCAGUUGGCCUUUGGAGCUGGAAGUGUCUUGCUGGCGAGUCUCCAUCCUGGAGAGUCUGGUGGGGAGUGGGCUGGUGCUGGGGCCCCGCCGGCCGCGGGCUGGAUCCUUCCUGGCUUGCAGGAGAGCAGGCGUGGAGGACAGUCAGCUUGCGGGGCCGCGCAGGGUGCAGAGUGCAGGAGGAAGGUUUUCACCCAGCUAAACAGACCGGGGGGGCCACCCCCAAGAAUGCCAUCCCCUGAGGCCAGCUGUGGGCAGGCCGAGGUGUGUGGUCCCUUCCUUCACCAAUCAUCAGUAUUGUAUUGGUUUGUUAAUUUGUUGAUGUCAGUUCGGUCAUAGUAUUUAAUAUGAUUUGUGUUUUCUUAUUUAUUUAGCCACUGUUUGAUUCCCUUUUUUUUCCGAAUGGUAAUUUCUGCAUGAUACACUUCUGUACGUUGUCUUCUGACUGUUACAGACUUUCUACUACCUCUCCCGAUCUGCUGUUUCCUUGUUUCUUAACAGGAUUUUUUACAGUGUUGCGUCUAAUGUAACUUAGACAAUAAAGGGUUUGGUUGUCUACACUGCAGCUUCUCUGUGUCUGUCCCCUGCUUUCCGCUCGCUGCUUCCCCCUCUGCCCCUGCUGGGGCCUGGCUCCACCCUGGCCUGCCUUCCCGCACUCUUCCUGUUCCCUGCUCACAUCUCUUCCUCAUUUUUGCAUUCAAAUAACACACAGCUAAUGAGCUUCUAAAAAUCUUUCAGGUUGUUCACUCGUAUCCCUUAAUUUGAAGAAUGAAUAUUUAAAUUCUCUCAAAAGUCAGCUGUUGAGGAUCUUCCCUGGGAAAUCAGCCACUGUACCUGCCUACCUUUCUGCCUGGUCCCGGAAGGCCUUAUUGUCAUCUUAGACGGACAGAUUCCGUUCUCAGCACCACACAGACUUGGCUUCAAAGCCCGGUGAAUUUUGCCUUUGAGGCUGUGAAAAGUAUUAAAUGUUAUAAGAGGUUCCCCAAUAUUUACUUAUUUAUUUUUUAAGCCAAGAAUGACACUGGUUUCCUGAAAAGCAGGUGCUUCAGGAAGUAGCAGUUGGGAGUUGUAUACAGUUACUUCGUCAGAGAAGGGAGCGCCCAGUAUGACAGGCCACGCCCCUGAUCUGGCCACUGUGCACAGGUCGCUGAGGGCACGAGAACACCUCUGCAGGGGCUCCGGCACAUGUGGGUUUCAUCAUUUCACACGCCUUCAGGGCGCAGGGUUGAGCGCGGGAAGGGGAGCUUCCUCUCCAGGGGGGCCUCUCUGGUGGGCCUCUGUUCUUUGGACAGAGAGACAGGGUGUGGCUUACGGGGUCAGUAGUGAUGCCUUCUGGAUCAAAGAAAGUGGGUGCAGUGCUUAGUCCGCUGUGUGGAAGAGGGCACCUCCUGGGCUUUCGUGGCUGGAGACUGUCUGCCAACAUUCCUUCCUUCAAACUAGACAAACCCUCCUCUGCCACCCCCAGCACAUUCUCAGAGGUUUCCAAGCUGUAGAAAAGGGAAGGAAGGAAGGACGGCAUUCAUAUAGCUUUACUUUCCACUUCAGAACGUCUUAAGUAGCAUAUGUUGUUUUACUGCUUUUAACUUGGGUGAGUUCUAAUUUCAGAACGUUUUGUUCACUGAGCAAAAAAAGAUGCAACCACCACAGGCCAGGACUUCAAGUGAGGAGGACGCCUGUGUUUGCCGUGGUUGGUGGUUGGUGGGAGCCCGCUCUGGGGCCCGGUAACAUGCCUGUGGGAAGUGAUCCAGGGGCCACCCGCCCAAGGGAAAAUGUUCAUUCUUCAUCAGCUUUGCUAAUUCUACUUUGAGGCAGUAAAAUGCAAAAGGCCAUAGAAUUUGUAUUUCCUUUUUUAAAAUACAAUUUAUAACAUUAUAUUUUGUACUCUUUAUAUUAGAAUUUGUAACUAGAUUGAUGUAUUUAACUCUAUUUCUGAAAAAGUAAUUCAAUGUUUUAGUUGUGUGAUAAAAAUAUUUAGAUAAAACAUAUUCAUUCUAUUGGAAUUUGAAAUAAAUAAAAACAUCUUGGAGUUCUGAGAUUUGUAA